This is a messenger RNA of Papilio xuthus (Asian swallowtail), 1418 nucleotides long. RefSeq lists its product as uncharacterized. NCBI's taxonomy places the organism in Eukaryota, Metazoa, Arthropoda, Insecta, Lepidoptera, Papilionidae. The transcript is spliced from 3 exons. Bases 103 to 1320 code for a protein of 405 amino acids. The record is from RefSeq and is a predicted model, not a curated record.
GGAUUAAAUGGAUCUACAGAUAAAAUUAUUGCUAUAAAUACAACAAGAAAACUUCAACUGGACAUAGUUUAUCGAAUCAUCUCAAAGCUUAAAAAAAGUCUCAUGAAGUUCCUGAUCGUGUUCGCUAUUUUCGCCGCGGCGUCUGCCCGGAUCAUUCCGCCUUCGGUAGUGGCCAGUACCAACCCCGAGGUGCAGGAGAUCCUGGCCUCCAUUCAGAGUCCGAACACCGACCCCGCCACCGCCGCCGCCCUCGAGCAGCUGCUCCUCGAAGUCCUCGGUGUUGCCAAGCCUGAACCUAUCCACAUUGGACCUGCAAUAAUUGAUGGUUAUGAGCCAAUCCACGUUGGACCCGCUAUCAUUGACACGGCGCCGAUUCACGUUGGACCCGCCAUCAUUGACGGUUAUGAGCCGAUUCACGUUGGACCCGCAAUCAUUGACGGUUAUGAGCCAAUCCACGUUGGACCCGCCAUCAUUGACAAGGAGCCUAUUCACGUUGGACCUGCAAUAAUUGAUGGUUAUGAGCCAAUCCACGUUGGACCCGCCAUCAUUGACAAGGAGCCUAUUCACGUUGGACCAGCAAUAAUUGAUGGUUAUGAGCCAAUCCACGUUGGACCCGCUAUCAUUGACACGGCGCCGAUUCACGUUGGACCCGCCAUCAUUGACGGUUAUGAGCCAAUCCACGUUGGACCCGCCAUCAUUGACGGUUAUGAGCCAAUCCACGUUGGACCCGCCAUCAUUGACAAGGAGCCUAUUCACGUUGGACCUGCAAUAAUUGACGGUUAUGAGCCAAUCCACGUUGGACCCGCUAUCAUUGACAAGGAGCCUAUUCACGUUGGACCUGCAAUAAUUGACGGUUAUGAGCCAAUCCACGUUGGACCCGCUAUCAUUGACAAGGAGCCUAUCCACGUUGGACCUGCAAUCAUUGGCAAUGAGCCCAUUCACGUCGGACCUGCCAUCGUCGAUAACUACGAGCCAAUUUCUAUUGGACCUGCUAUCAUAGACCCCGCCGAGCCUAUUCACGUUGGACCUGCCAUUAUUGACGAGUAUGAGCCAAUUCAUGUCGGACCCGCUAUCGUCGAUAACUACGAGCCAAUUCAUGUUGGGCCUGCUAUCGUACAACCUGCGCCUGUUGCUUCAAGUCCCCUUGUUCAGAUCACCUUAAACGUGCAGUCGUCAUCUGACGUCGCUAUUGAAUCGGACCUCUCCCCCGCACCCACCCCCGUGCAAGUUGUUGAAGAAGCUGAGGUACCAGAACCCAUUAUCGUGGUUGACAAGCCCGAGCCUGUACCUGUCAUCACUCUGCCUGAAACUAUCAAUUAAUUAUACGAAAUAUAAUAUACUUGAUUAUCUAAAUUACUAAAAUAUGUACUCUUUAUUUACUCGACUCUAUGUAUAAUACAUUAAACUAUUCACUUUAA